AUGUGGGCCUUGCUGGCCGCCGUCCGCCCCGGGCUCCGGCUCUUCCGCGUGGGCCGUGGCCUCCAGACUCCGCACCCCGUGCCACCCUGGCCGCCCUGUUCCGUCCGCGCGCUCGUCGCCGCCGGCCGCUGGGACCCAGGGAACCGACGACUGGGCGGUGUGGAUGGCCGGGGGUGCGGCGAGCGGCCGGAAGAUGACCAGGAAGAGGAGGAGGAGGAAAAGGAUGAGGCGGAACUACUGAGCCACCAGCCGUUGCUUCUCGCCGGUGCCCAGCGCGUGUGCGUCCUGCAUCCUGACGUCAAGGGCGGAACCAGCCAUCGGUCGUCAGCCGAGUGGCAAGUGGCUGAGGCGGCCGCUCUGGUGCACACAUUGCACGGCUGGUCUGUGGUGCACACCAUGGUGGUUGCCACACGGACUCCCGGCAGGAAGCUCAUCUUCGGCAAGGGGAACUUGGCGCAAGUCACAGAGACAAUCAGAGCGCAUCCAGAAAUCACCUCCGUCUUUCUAAAUGUAGAACAGAUGUCAUCAGCGACCAAGAUGGAGCUGGAGGCAGCCUGGGGUGUGGAGGUGUUCGACAGAUUCACCCUCGUUCUGCACAUUUUCCGCCAUAAUGCCCAGACCAGGGAGGCCCGGCUGCAGGUAGCGCUGGCUGAGAUCCCCCUCCUCAGGUCGUCCCUGAAAAGCAGCUCUGCCUGCCAAGACCAACCAGGAAGGGGCUCCCGGUACAUCAUGGGCUCAGGGGAAUCCUUUGUGCAGCUGCAGCAGCGAGUGUUGAAGGAGAGAGAGGCCAAGAUCAAGAGGGCGCUGGAGAGGCUAUGCAGGAAGCGGGGCCUGCUGCGGAGAGAGCGGGCCAGGCGGGAGCUGCCGGUGGUAUCUGUGGUGGGCUACACCAACUGUGGGAAAACCACGCUGAUCAAGGCUCUGACGGGUGAUGCCGCCAUUGAGCCCCGAGACCAGCUGUUUGCCACUCUGGACGUCACGGCACACAUGGGGACGCUGCCCUCACGCAUGGCCAUCCUGUACGUGGACACUAUCGGCUUCCUGUCACAGCUGCCCCACGGCCUGAUCCAGUCCUUCUCCGCCACGCUGGAGGAUGUGGUGCACUCGGAUGUUAUCAUUCACGUGCGGGAUGUGAGCCACCCCGACAGUGAGCUGCAGAAAGCCAGUGUCCUGUCCACCCUGUGUGGCCUGCACCUGCCCAGCACGCUCUUGGACUCCAUGGUGGAAGUCCACAACAAAGUGGACCUGGUGCCUGGGUACAGCCCCCCAGGUUCACGUGUCCUGGCCGUGUCCGCCCUCUUGGGGUGUGGGCUGGACCAGCUGAAGGCCGCACUGGAGGCUGCAGUUUUGAAGGCCACAGGCCGACAGGUCAUGACCCUGCGCAUCAGGCUGGCAGGGCCACAGCUCAGCUGGCUGUACAAAGAGGCUGCAGUGCAGCAGGUGGAUGUGGUUCCUGAGGCUGGGGAGGCCCACGUGACAGUCAUCAUGAGUCAGGCAGCCUACGGCAAGUUCAGGAAGCUCUUCCCUGAUUGAGGACCCUGCUCUGGCUGGAACACUACUGACUUUGAACAGAGGGGUGUGGGGGCCUCUGCCUGAAUCACCUGAUGCCCCUGCCUGAGACUGCACACAUGGUGGACCGUGGAACCCUGACACAUGGAUCAGCCACGCAUGGUGUGAGCUCAUGCACAUAGGUCAUUAAAGCUCAUUGGUGUGCACGGCUGUGA
This is a messenger RNA of Nannospalax galili (Upper Galilee mountains blind mole rat), 1724 nucleotides long. It is a transcript of the gene Gtpbp6, whose product is annotated as GTP binding protein 6 (putative). Bases 1 to 1533 code for a protein of 510 amino acids. Gene Ontology annotation, cellular component: cytoplasm. Lineage: Eukaryota; Metazoa; Chordata; Mammalia; Rodentia; Spalacidae. Gene Ontology annotation, molecular function: GTP binding; ribosome binding. The transcript has 10 exons. The record is from RefSeq and is a predicted model, not a curated record.